GCAACCUCCACCAAUUCCCGUUUGACAUCGCUGCCGGCAUGGAAGCCGUGGAGGAAGCGUGCCUGGCCUUCGCUGCCGGUCGAACGACCGCCGAGCGCCAGGCUGCGGAGAGUGUUCUUCAUCACUUCAAGCAGAGCCCACAAGCACAUGCAGACUCCAUCCAUCUCCUCACGCACAGCGCCGUCCCCAUGGCCCAGUUCCAUGCCGUGACCACGCUCUGCGAGCUGUCCCUUCUCGAACGCGUGUCCGUGUCCCAGCGCAAGGAAACCAUCGGUUUCCUGCUCCAUCACGCCACUUCUUCAUCCUCCAUGCCGUCCUUCGUCGCUUCUGCACUCAUAUCUACGAUCGCCAUCCUCAUCAAGCGAAACUGGCUGCAGGAAUCUCCCACGGACCGGACAGCCAUUCUCUCCCACAUUACGCAGCUAGCAUCAUCGUCGUCCAACACUCCCAGUAACCUCGUCGGCAUCAAGCUCCUUCUCGCAUUCGUCACGGAAAUGCGCGGCGCGUCGGAUAAGAAGACCCGCGCCAUGUUUCAACCCGUGGCGUUCCACACGUCAUGCCGCCAGGCCCUCGAGAAAGAUGGCCUCGUCCAGAUCCUCGCGCUCGCCGUGCACCUCAUCACACACCAGCCGUCUCCCCAAGCCCUCGAGCACGUGUAUCUGUUGACGGUGGAGCUGCUCCAGUGGUUCGAAGCCCCCUCUGACUCGACGUCCAUUCUGCUUGCAGUCGAUCCGCGGUGGAAGCCUUACCUCGUUCAAGCCAGCUUCGUUCAGGCCAUUUUCCAAGCGUAUACGACCCACCGCAGCCACGGCCUGUGGAGCCACACCAUCCGCCAAGUGCUCAUCCUACUCGCCUCUGUCACAGGCUCCAUCUUUGACUCCCCCGACCACCACGUCGCAUACAUCACGUGGAUCUUCCACGGCGCGCUGUUCAUCUUUCAUCACCCGCUGCCAUCCAACGUCGAGCGCGAAGUCAUCGACAUGUGCCAGCUCACAUAUCGCCUCGUGUCCAACUGGUCUAGCCUCAACGACCCCGCGCUAGCCGACCCGCUCGUGUCGGAAGUGGCCCGCCUCAGCUGCCUCCUCCUGCAGUCGGCCCUCCAAGAAGCAGAUGAAGAUGGAGGGGAAGUGUGGCAGAUGGAGGGCCUCGACGUACUCAUGGACGCUUGGAGCCUCCUCACCGCGCCCUUCGCCACGGCGGCCCUCCCCCCUCCCCCCACCAUCCAAGCCGCCAGCGCCCAAGUCGUCCGGCUCUACCUCCAGGUGCGGCUCCGACUGGUGUGCCGAAGUGACGACAAUGACGCAGAAGAAGAUGAAGAUAUUGAGCUAAAUGUGGCCAAAACCCUCGAGGAACAGCUCGGACUCGUUGCGUCGUUGGCUAGAUUGAACGCACCCCAGAACCUCUCGCUGUGCCUGUCGCUCUUGGUCGAGACAGCAAACGAACGGCGGACCCACACGACCAAGUCUCUCGACGACGAGAGCUUUCGACAUGUGCUGGACAAGCUCCACUUCGUCAUAUUAUUCACGGGUAUCGUGAUAGCAGACGAGUACAAGGGCGAAAAGCCUGCCGUGCCUUGGUCGAUGGAGGCGACUCUGUCAGUUGUGGAGCAACUGGUGCACGGGGUACUGACGUUGCUGGCCGAGGAAAUUCAAGCUGUGCAAGUGGCUCCGCAACGAGAAAGCCCGUACCUGUCGGAGCAGCUCCUGAGCACAGCCACAAGGCUACACGUCACGUACUUCGACAUAUUUCCGUCUAAAUCGGCAGAUAUGGUCGCCCUCUACUGCCAGAGCGCCACCGUGUACUUGACCCACUGGUAUAUGCAGCCCCAUGUCAUUCAGAACGUCGUGGAGCUGCUGCUAGCGCUGCCAAAAACACCCGCCGCCGUCGGAUUGUGUAUGCAGUCGGCCCAGUUUCAGUGGCUGACUCACUCGAUAUUGGCCGUGCAAGGCGCGUUGCUGUACAUACCUAGCCAACGCCGGGGUCUGAUGUGUGAAGCCCUCGUGCGCAUCAUCGUACCCGACGCCCCCGACCAGUUGGCGCCGUUCGUGUCGGAAUGGCACCGCUGCUUAGACAUGAUGACGCAAUCAUCAACAACAACUCACAGUCAUAUCCAAGUGGAAAGUAUCUUGGAAUUGUAUGCCGGCCUCGCUCGGUCGUCGGAAAGUCGGUCGUUUGCGGCCGUGGAACCCCUCGUCCUGCCGUGGUUUCCCCUCCUUUUAAGGACCCUCGAGACGUUCCAGUCAGUACCGUCCAUCGUGCCGCUCGUGUUGAAGUGCGCGUGCGAUUUUGUCGAAGCCAACUUGGCCUACCUCAGCCUCGAUAAAGCGAUGGACCUGUAUGGUCACUGCGACCGCCUCAUUGGCACGUUCUGUGUCACUAAUUCCGUGACCCAGCGGUCGGCAAUUAGUGACGACGAGCUCCAGUUCGAAGACAUGUUUAUGCUGCUCACGCUGCUGUCGCACCUUGUGGCUAAGGACGUGAUUGAUUUCGCAGACGACACGGCAAAUUCGGCGGGGGUGGUCGCCGACGUGGUGUUUUCAGGUCUGAACCAAGUGAUUCCACUCAUGACCCACGACUUGCUCCAAUACCCCAAGCUGAGCGUGCAGUAUUUCACGCUCGUGUCGUAUCUGGUGGACGUGUAUCCGGAUAAAGUCGUACGGUUGAACCCGUCGUUGCUGCAUCAGCUGCUGCAGUCGUUGGUCGUGGGCAUGCGCCACACCAACACUGACAUUGUACGGUACAGUUUCCAAUCGGUCGGGGAACUGGCGGCGUGCCAGCUGCGGCAGCCGACCGCCGCAUCCACGGGUCUGCUGGGCCAGUUCAUUCCGGUGGUGCUGCAGAUGCUCGUGUUCGAGGCGGCCGCGGCCGUGGUGGUGGACGGCGCCGCCCUCGCCUUGUACUCGCUCUUCCUGGUGGAGCGCCCUAACAUCGAGUCCAUCGCGCACGCGUUUUGCGCCGGCAUGGACUCGCCGCUGCAGGACACCAUGAUGCAUGCCCUCGGUCAGCUCAUGCACAGCUUACCCCCAGCGCAGCCGCAAACAGCAGCGUCGGUUGGCCACGCCCGAAAGCAUCGAGCGCACUUCAAAGCCCAAAUGUAUGCAUUUGUGGCCCACGUUCGAGGAUAUGUUCAGAUAAAGUAGUCUUAUGUAGUCUUAUGAAGUUAUGUUUCUGGUAGAGAUAUCUCCACCAUAAAUACAAAAAUGGACGAACCUGACAAGAACAACGCAAA
Aphanomyces astaci is the source of this 3229-nucleotide messenger RNA. RefSeq lists its product as hypothetical. The record is from RefSeq and is a predicted model, not a curated record. The transcript has 7 exons. Gene Ontology annotation, biological process: protein export from nucleus. The coding region runs from base 39 to 3140 and encodes 1033 amino acids. Gene Ontology annotation, cellular component: cytoplasm; nuclear pore. NCBI's taxonomy places the organism in Eukaryota, Oomycota, Saprolegniomycetes, Saprolegniales, Verrucalvaceae. Gene Ontology annotation, molecular function: nuclear export signal receptor activity.